Porites lobata is the source of this 1383-nucleotide messenger RNA. The record is from the annotation of a GenBank genome assembly. Lineage: Eukaryota; Metazoa; Cnidaria; Anthozoa; Scleractinia; Poritidae.
AUGUCUCAGUUUCAUUUCCUAUUGUUAUGGUUAUUGAUGCACUCUUCGCCAGCUUCCUCUAUCGAUCCAAAACGAUUCUACCAGUCGGGCAACGUUACUCUAGGAGUCUUGCUUCCUCUUCACGUCAGGACCGCCCAGGAUAAAUGCGGUGAGUUUUACGCUUUCGGCCUUGGAUACACCGAGGCUAUAACUUUUGCAAUCGAGCGUAUUAACAAGGAUCCUGAGCUUCUACCAAAUGUGACACUGGGCUUCGACAUUCGAGACUACUGCCGCACACCUGUUCUCGCCAUGAAAAAAGCCAAUGACUUUGUGAAAAGUAAUUAUCUGAACGAACUACUGGAAGGACAAAGUGAUAACUGUAAGUCAAAGCUUACAAUAAAUAUGGAUAAUCUAACGGCUCCGAUUUCUGCGGUUAUUGGCACUAGCGAUUCGAGUAGCAGCACUCUCGUCUCAAGUUUACUGAAUGUGGCUGCCAUUCCAACUAUAAGUCCUUCCGCUACCAGCGAAGAGUUGAGCUCACCGUAUUUCAACUCCUUUUUUCGCACCAUUCCACCCGAUGGCCAACAAGCUAAAGCCAUGGUUGACAUAAUAGAGUAUUAUCAAUGGAAGUAUAUUGCAACCGUAGCCGUUGACCAUUCCUACGGUCGAUACGGUCUCCGUGCGUUGGAACGAGAAGCUUACGACCGAAAGACAUUCUGCAUCGCGUUUUCGGAGUACAUCACGCCUUCGGGAUACAAAGGAAAAAUAACAUCAAUCGUGAGAAAACUCAAAGAUGCUGAAAACAUCAAAGUGGUCGUCUUAUGGAGCAACUAUGAACCUGCAAAAAGAUUUCUGGAAGAAGCGACUGCGCAAGGGCUUGAAGGACGAACAUUUCUUAUUAGUGAAGCAAUAGCUGCCAUGAAUCCAGACGUUUUGGAAAAAAAUGCUGUCAUACUAAAAGGAGCAAUAGGAAUAAGGCCUUAUCUCUUCACAGACCAUCUGUUUGAGGAUUAUCUUAAGGGAAUCACACUAAAUAAGACCCGAGAAAGCGCCAAUCCGUGGUGGAAGGAGUUUUGGACAAGCCAUCUAAACUGCUCCUCAAUGUCUGAAGGUGCUUGCCUUAACCCGGCCAAAAUAGACGAUCGAGCCUUCGCCAAACUACACAACGCGUUCAUUCCUUACCUGACAGACGCCGUCUAUGCCCUUGCACACGCGCUGGACUCUUUACUGAAGUGUAAAAGCCCGGAGGCGGACCAAGCCAGUGGGUACUGUCCUGAGCAAAAUGCCAAAGUCACACCCGAAGCCAUGCUUCUGAAACUCAGGAAAGUGAGCUUUCAAGGCAUAACAGGGCAAGUGCAGUUCACCGAAAGUGGUGAUCCCACUUUUCGUCGUACGAUAUCGUGA